ACAAACACAAAACGCCGAGAUUCGCGCAAGUCUUGUAUUUUUCCACCAAACAGGAAAUUCGAUUAAUAAUUCUUCCUCCCUGUUUUUUGUACAGCCUGGGAGGGAUCGAACGAAGCUCCAAAAUAAAGAUAUCAUCACAAGGAAAAUGCAUCACUAGUGAAUCGGAGAAGUUUCUCCUGACCGGGGAUAUUCGUGAGGCGGUGCAAUGAAUACGCUCCGCGAAUGGUCCCCACUGGUGGAACUGGUUAACAAGAUUCCAUCGUCAGUGCAGCGCGGUCUGCUCUUCCACGAUGUGUCCAUCACUUGCAUCGACCUGGUGGAGGAAUUCAUCGCCCUCGGCAGUAACGUUGGUCUGGUAUUUUGGUACAACCGUAAAAGCGGUUCGAUCGAAAGAUUAGCAACAGACAGUGGAUCCCAGGAGCUCACCUGUGUGCGGAUUGCAUCAACGGUCGAAUACAUGGUGGCUGCAGGUUGUCGUGCCGGGCAGGUUAACAUAUUUCAGAUCCCGAAAACUCCACCACCGGAUGUGUGCGCAGAGUUGCUACUGAAAGCCAAACCCAUCGAACGGUACACGGUUCGAGGACUGCAUCGGGCGGGUGUGUGUGAACUGGUGUGGUCAAAGAAUGGUAUGCGAUUGUUCUCCGGGGAUACAGGAGGCGCUGUGGUGCUGACCGAGAUCGGAUAUGCCUCAAAGACAUGCCAAUCGCGUGAAAUUAUCAAUGAACGGUACGAAAUUGUACAGAUGGAUUUAUACCGAAGCAAGCUGCUAGUUUCGAGUUCCUUUCGAACGGUAAUCUGUAGCCCAGAGGAGGAGGAAGGUGGACAACGGUGGCGGGUAGCACAGGUCGGCAAGAAGGAUCGCAAAAUGUUGGCCCCAUUUGGAGCCGUGUUUGCAUCGGUUCAUGGUAAACAGCAGAUCGUCUCGACGCGAUCCGGCUUUCGGUUGUGGCUGGCCGAUGAUGAAGGCAACGUAGCACAAACGCUCAUAUUUAAAGAGCUUAUGCGUGCAUCCUGCCCGGAGAUAGGAUUACUCAAUCCAAGUCGCAAUCCGAUUCGGAUACCUACCACCUUCGGCAAACUGUAUCCAUUCGAGGGUCAUCGAAUGGUGUCGGUGGCUAACGGAGCCCUGUUUCUGCUUGACCUUGAACGGAUGGCUGUUGUAGGGAGUCUGACACGCCUUCGUCACAUCCUAGACGUGGCAAUCGAUCGUAACGAGAUACUAAUCCUAGAGAGCGCUCGAUCAUUGGUACGGAUUGCUACCCUCCCAGAUAGUAGCCAGUCUACGAUUGUGUUGAAAAACUUGGAACUGUUCGUCAGUGCGGAGUCUCAGAUUGUGCAAGCGGAUGAGUGCUGUGAGGAAGCGCCGGUCGAACUGUUCGUACGGAACGGGGAAUCUCCCGGCAGUUCGCUAUCCUGUGAUGAUCGGGCCGACUCGGUGGAUGGCGGUGGAGUCGAUAACGAUGCACGGCUUAUCGACAGUCAUAUGAAAAAGUUGGAACUGUUUGACACCUUGAACGAGCUGAAGUACGACGAAUCGAUUCUUUUCAAGAGUGGUCGAAGCCGACGGAAGCAUCGCUCGAAGGCGAAUCCAAUCGUUGAGAUAGGGCAGAUCCCGAAAGAGAUUGAACCGGAAGGUGGAGAACCGUCCGGUAGCUAGGUGGAUAUCUAGAAAGGUAGAUCCUAUAUAAUUACGCUUAUUUGUAGGAAUGCGGAAGGAAAACGCGCGGUGCUUUGAAAGGUGUAUUCUCUCUUCUAGCUAAACCAAUCGUUUCGCAAACGAAUCUCUCUCUUUAGUUGCAUCAUGACAUGGCUGCAAACCGGAAGUCUGACACGUUGUAGGAACGAAAAGUCGAAAUAUUUCGUAGUACAGAGAACUUCGUUUAGUUUGUUUUUAACCAAUAAUCAAGCGUUAGAGAACCAUGGCACGGUUAAUUUUUAGCAGCACACGCGACACAGCAUGUAUGGAUUGUUACUCAAUUUACUAUAAUUUCGUGUUUCCUGUUAUCGUCUUCUGUCGCGCUCUGUGUCCAUACUUAGCGCAGAUGCUACUUGUGAUUAUAUACUAUAAUUAAAGAGGAAUAAACUAUUUUGUUAUGCUGU
Molecule: messenger RNA, 2100 nt
Organism: Anopheles moucheti
Lineage: Eukaryota; Metazoa; Arthropoda; Insecta; Diptera; Culicidae
Product: WD repeat-containing protein CG11141
Exons: 1
Coding region: 206-1657 (483 amino acids)
Molecular function (GO): protein binding
Source: RefSeq, a predicted model, not a curated record